CGGCGGCCGGAAGCGAGCGGCGCGGCGGGCGGGCCGGGAGGGUGGUGGGGGUCGGCGUCGCCUCUGCCGGGCUCGGAGAGGAGCGGGGAGGAGGGCGGCUGCCUCGCCGCCGGCCAGGAACCUCCCGCGGGCGCGGAGCUAGCCAUGGAUUUCCGGAAUAUCCUCGUGGUGGCCUCGGAGCAGCAGGGGCUGAGCUCGGUGCCGAAAAGAUACAGUUUGGCUGUUGGUCCUCCCAAAAAGGUUCCAAAAGUCAAGGGUGUAGAGUCUGCAGCAGUGCAAGCGUUUCUCAGACGGAAAGAAGAAGAAAAAAGGAAAAAAGCACUAGAAGAAAAAAGAAGGAAAGAAGAACUCUUGGCUAGACGUAUUGAACUGAAACAUGACAGAAAGGCAAGAGCUAUGGCUUCGCGAACAAAGGAUAACUUUUACGGCUAUAAUGGCAUUCCUGUUGAAGAGAAGCCUAGAAAGAGGAGGACUUCUGAGAACGUUGCUCAGGUUGCAGAGCCUGAGUACGCAACAGAAGAUGAAACUGAGCAAUUUGAAUACAGUCAGACUGAAUCUGAGCAUGAGCAAGAGGAAUAUGAAGAGAAACCAGCCAAAGCUGCAGUGAAACCAAAGGCACCUCCCAAAAGUGCACCAGCCCCUCUGAACUUCACAGAUCUUCUAAGGCUUGCUGAAAAAAAACAAUAUGAACCAGUGGAAAUAAAAGUAGUGAAAAAGGUAGAAGAGAGACCCAGGACAGCAGAGGAAUUGAGGGAGAGAGAAUAUUUGGAGCGUAAAAACAAAAGAAUGGAAAUGCAGAAAGAGAAAAAGAAAAGUGAGAAAGAGAUUAGGAAUACAGGUGUAUCCAGUUCUUUGAAAAAAGGGACUUCUCAGAAAGAGUCUGUAAAUGCAAAACUCAGCAAAAGCUCAAUAGAUAAACACUCCUCUCCAAAAGGCAGUCUGUCUUCUAUGAGUGGUGCCGAUAAGAAAUCGAAAGCAUCAGCAUUGACUGAAAAACACUCACGGUCAUCAUCCUCUUCCAAAUCCAGUCAAAUGGAAAAAGUUAAAACCUCGCAAAAUGGCUCCUUAAAAAGCUCUACUGGUAGCAGUCAUAGUAAAUUAUCUGUCAAUGGUACUGGAAAAUCUGGCUCGAGCACUCAUGUGCCACCCUCGAAAGCAACAGCCAAUGGGUCUCAGAGGCUACCAUCCGCUAAAGAGUCUAACCUGAAGAAAUCUGCCCAUACCAAACUGGGAAGUGCUGCAGCCCUUCACCAUGAAAUUAACUCCAACGCAAAGCGGUCGGGUAGCAGUUUAGGAAAAGGAGGACCGGGACAUCCAGGUGGCGGUCCAAGUACAGGACCUGGGCGAUCAAGCAGCAGCUCUGGUGUGGGACCUGGGCGGCCAGGAAGUGGUUCGACUGCGGGACACGGGCGCCUGGGCAGCGGCUCGGCUGCGGGACCUGGAAGGCCAGGCGUCAGUUCAAGCGCGGGACCUGGGCGCCUGGGCAGCGGCUCAGGCGUGGGACCUGGAAGGCCAGGCGUCAGUUCAAGCACGGGACCUGGGCGACCGGGCAGCAGCUCGAGCGUGGUGCUUGGGCGAGCCGGCAGCAGCUUGGGCACCGGUCCGGGGAGGCCGGGCGUCAGCACGAGUGCAGGACUUGGGCGAGCCGGCAGCAGCUUGGGCACUGGCCCGGGAAGGCCGGGUGUCAGCACAAACACAGGACCUGGGCGACCGGGCAGUGGCUUGGGUACAGGACCAGGAAGGCCAGGUGUCAGCCCAAGCGCAGGACCCGGGCGACCGGGCAGCGGCUUGGGUUCAGCUGUAAGACCUAAGUGUACUGUUGUAUCAGAAACAAUUUCUUCUAAAAAUCUAAUCACAAGGCCUAGCAAUGGACAGAUUAAUGGAAUGAGACCUUUUCAAGGGCAUAGACCAGUGUUUCAUCCACAAGGUCUUGGAAGACCUUCUCUCCCACCCAUUAGUUACAAAAGGCAGAUAGAAGAUGAUGAUGAUGAUGAAUAUGACUCUGAAAUGGAUGACUUUAUUGAAGAUGAAGGAGAACCCCAAGAAGAAAUAUCAAAGCAUAUUCGGGAAAUAUUUGGAUAUGACCGGAAAAGAUACAAAGAUGAGAGUGAUUAUGCCUUACGUUAUAUGGAGAGCAGCUGGAGAGAGCAACAGAAAGAAGAAGCUAGGAGCUUGAGACUUGGUGUUCAGGAAGACUUAGAAGAAUUGAAACGGGAAGAAGAGGAAUUGAAGCGCAAGAGACAGUCAAAGAAGCUGAGGACACGUUAACUGACUUGGUGUUGAUUUUGUUCAUUUUUCUGCUACCCUCUGCCUCCAUACAUCUUACUCUAUUUCAGUUUCCAUUUGCUUGCUAGAGGGCAAAAGAAUGUGUAAAGGGAUGAAAAUACUGAAAAGCAAGGCUUUAGUUUGACCUAAAUAAGAUAUUUAUUUUUAAUACUUGCUAGGGUUGAUUUUUUUAUGAAGAAAUUGGUGCACUAAUGCAUAUUAAGGGAAAAAAAAACCAGUAAAGAUUUCCAUUGAUGAAAUCAGUUGUUGAAGAUGCCAGCAGAAAUGCUGACUAGCUAUGCACUGGCUUGCAGCUGUGUGGGCCUAUAGACCAGUAAACCAGUUUUGCAUUCACUUCAAAAAGGAAUAACGUUCCCUGAUAUUUUUUGAGAUGUAAAGAAAUUGCUUUAUAUCCUGCUCUCAAUCUCCUGAGUUGAGAUCCCUCAAAGUAUUGAAAUAAUAUCUUCUGUACAGAAAUGGCUUGGGUGGGUGUAAAUUUCAGCUAUUGCCACAGAUGUUCAAAGCAAUAAAGUGCUAACAUUUUCUGAUUUGAGGACUGUGUGUCUUAACAUAACCAAUUUAAAAAAAAAAUAGAACCUCUUAUUUCUAACAGUGCAUGUCACUUGCAAAUCAUGCAGUUAUGGAAAUGACCAAAAAAUUAUGUUGGCUUUUGCUGUGCCUGGAAUUUCAAUGCCAAUCUAUUUCAGUAUGAUGAAUGCACAUCCUGAAAAAUAGGAAUUUCCAGUGUUUGUAUGUAGCUUGUGCUUUUGGGCUCAAGCAUAUGCCUAGGAAUUCUUUCCCUGCCCUGUAAAUCUUCAAGUUUGUCUAACAGUUUCUGCUGCUUUUAUAAAUUAAGUGUACAGUGCACAUUGUUUUCUCUUGCAUUAAAAAUCAGGUGUUUUUAAAUUAUUUAAAAUGUGAAACAGUCAUUGAAUUAGGUUCACUUUUCAGAAGGAACAUCAGAAUGAAAUGUGUUACUGUAUUUGCAACUCAUUGAUAUUAAUGACUUCAUACUACUAACAUCUAGCAAAUGAUUCUGAUUAAUUUCCUCAAACAAUGUAAAAUGUUAGUUGUAUCAGGAGAGGUCAGUUACCUAUUUUAAUGCCCAUAUUUGCACAUUAUUUCCAUCUAUGCAUUUAAAGACUGUUUCCUUCAGUAACUGACUCUGUUUACAAUUGGCACAGGGGUUCAUGCAGGUUUACAGGGACUGCACUGAGUCUGAAUCUCCAGAUCUGGUGGUGCAUUUACUUUGACUUCCCCAGGUUCCCUUUCAGAGCUCACCAGUGUCACUACUCACCUUUGCCUCGGACCCCAAGCCUUGACUGAUACAACCUCUGGCUUUAGCCGCUUAAGCGGUUACUGUUUUAAUACUGGAAGUAUUUGGCCAAGUACUACAAAGGCUCUGGGUGUAUGCUGGGGGGGUGGGGGGGGAAGCUGAUAAAUAGAAAGGAAAAAUUACUUCCUGAAUACAAAAACAAUUAAAGAACUCUUCCUAUCAGGAGGCAAUUCAACAGUGCUGCCUUCAGAAAUAGCACUUCAGACAGCAAGCUGUAAGGAACAACUUUGGAAGCUGCUGGAAUUUAAAUAUCUGACUCUUAAUGUAAGAAAAAACAGAUUUGCCUUUUUGAGUCAUUUUCUGUCAAUGGUGUAGCAUUUCACUGCUUCAGCAUAACACUGACAUGAGUAAGCUAUUUGGAUAUUAUGAACUAAUUCAGUAUUAGUUGACAGGGAGCCCAGAUGAAGGUAACUACAUCAUUGCUCCUCUGAAUUUUUAACUUUCUAUAUAAGUAAAAAUGUUUCUCAGUGUAUACAUUUAAGACCAUGCAAGAUAGUGUAAUCUCACUGCUUGUCUAUAAAUGUGUGUCACACUCUGCUUAAUGGGACCAUCUGAAAUUGUUUUCUGCUGUAGUUGCUAGAAUUAUCCAUUCAAGACAAUGACUGCUGGGACCAUGAUCAGGUUGCUGGGUUUUUUGUUUUAUAGCAGCUGGAGGAAGGCUCUAGGCCUGUGUUGACCCAGAUAACUAUAUUGGUUGCAAGCAAUUUCCUGCAUGGUUGAAAAUACAGGCUCUUCUGAAAUGCAAGAACUGUAUUAAUUCAAAAUUGUUCAGUCUGGAAUUAAGCCUGCGUUUCAGAUGAAUGGAAGUUAAAUAAAACCCUGCUUUUUAUUUACUUACACAGUAGUGAUACAUUUUAAUUCACCACUGUAUACAAGAUCAGUUAAAUUUCUUAAUCUGUAAAGCACUUUGUCAUUUGUCUUGUAGAUGGUGACUGGAAUGCACUCUGCUCUGCCAGCCUCCCUAAGACACUAUAUACCUGUGUUUUUCUUUACACAAUAAUCAUCGUUUAAAUUUUAUUUCAUAUGAAAAAAUUCUCAAGAACACGUUUGUAAUUUUACAAUCAAGAAGUACUUUCUCAUAAUUGGCAUUGGAUGAUAAUGGCUUUCAAAUUUUGUACAAAUGAUUGGGUUUUAAUGUUUGCAUUUGCUGCAUAUUUUUUCUGUAAAUUGGCUAGGAAGGUACUAAGAAUCUGUUUUUUCUUAAUUCCUGACCUUGUAUUCAAAAAUGUUUACUGUUUACCAGAUAAUUUUAUUAAUCUAGAAAGAGUAUGAGAGUACUCUUCCAAAGUGCAUCUGAAUUUGAGGUUAACAAAAAUUGGAAGAAUGGUUAUAUUGGUUUAUGAGGAUCUGAUGUUAAGCUAGUGAUUUAAUUGUAUUUAAAGAAAUUCUGGUUUGGUUUUUAGAUUUUUUUUUUCAAUUCACUGACAAUGUGCCUUUAACUAAAUUGUGUCAAAAAUAAUGAAUGAAUGUAGGAGUUUAAAGAGGUUGGUCAGCUUCUGCUAUCUCAGAUUCUAUAUCCUUAAACUUGAUAGUGUGGAAUGAUGACAUAGUUUUCAUAAAACCCUUCCAGGUCUGGCUUUGAUUGCACAAUUACAGUAGCUACUUCUUAACUGAUGAUAAUGCUAAAACAAAUGAAGGGCACUUUCUAUUAAUGACUACUUUCUUGAAAAUGUCUUGUAUUUACACUUGAGCUGUAUUUACACUUUACAGCAAUGUCUUUUGGAGGCCAGGGUUUUGCAUAUCACAGGAAGCCUUAGUGUGCAACUCUGUGCUGUGCGUUAAAAUAAAAAUCUUUCAAGAAGUAUAUGAGAUCUCUAUGGAAAUUUGGAUUUAUUUUUAUGUAAAGCCCAAAAUAUUGUCCAGGCAAACUAAUUUUCUAUUUUUUUUGCAUUUUGUAACUUAAUCUAGUAGCUGAUACAUAUUUCUAGAUAUAGCAUAUUUCUGGAGACCAAAACAUGUCAGAAAAUAAAUAUAUAGAGAGAGACUGUUUAAAUUGUGAUGAAUGUAUUUCUAUUUAUUUUGGUGAGUGGGUGUGAUGCAAUAUUAAAGUGUUAGUGUGUAAAUAAGGGUGCUUCUAGUUUUAGCCAAUGACUUUCUUUGGGGAUAUCAGUUGUGCACAAUGUCUUUUUACACAAUGUGACAAAUCAGGUUAAAAACUCUUACAUAGCUUAACUGUUUUCUGGUGUUGUCAAGAAAGUGUAUACUUUUGCGCAAACACCGAAUGCAUAUGGAAGUUUUGCAGAGUAUGUAUACAAUAAAUUACAGGCAUUAAACACUUUA
Dromaius novaehollandiae (emu) is the source of this 5881-nucleotide messenger RNA. It is a transcript of the gene SPTY2D1, whose product is annotated as SPT2 chromatin protein domain containing 1. Gene Ontology annotation, molecular function: DNA binding; histone binding. Gene Ontology annotation, cellular component: nucleolus. NCBI's taxonomy places the organism in Eukaryota, Metazoa, Chordata, Aves, Casuariiformes, Dromaiidae. The transcript is spliced from 6 exons. The record is from RefSeq and is a predicted model, not a curated record. The coding region runs from base 145 to 2268 and encodes 707 amino acids. Gene Ontology annotation, biological process: transcription by RNA polymerase I; nucleosome assembly.